Messenger RNA from Talaromyces stipitatus ATCC 10500, 1593 nucleotides. Its product is annotated as serine/threonine protein kinase, putative. The record is from RefSeq and is a predicted model, not a curated record. Gene Ontology annotation, molecular function: ATP binding; protein serine/threonine kinase activity. The transcript has 3 exons. Gene Ontology annotation, cellular component: cytoplasm; Golgi apparatus. Lineage: Eukaryota; Fungi; Ascomycota; Eurotiomycetes; Eurotiales; Trichocomaceae. Gene Ontology annotation, biological process: protein phosphorylation; vacuolar protein processing; regulation of vacuole fusion, non-autophagic. Bases 250 to 1515 code for a protein of 421 amino acids.
CACAAUUUGGCAGUACUUCCUGCGCUACAUGAGUUAUUGGCAAUACCUUCGCCGUAUGUGAUCGGUGACAUAUUCUAUUACAACCUUACUUAAUACGUACCUCCGAAUUACUGUACGGGAGCUCUGGAAGCCCCUGCGCAUUGCGUUGCACAUCAGCUCACCUGCUCAUUCCAAAUCAACAACAGACUUCGUCGCUCCGGUCGAUAUUCGUUGCAUACGAGCCAGAAUUGUCCUUGCUUUGGUCAUACGAUGGCGCAAUACUUUUUCGACCUUCUUUACACCUUCACGGAUUGCAUGUGUUGCUUUCCUAGUUCUCCACAGUUGAAAAUCAACAACCGCAGUUUCAAACUACUCCGGUUACUAGGCGAGGGAGGAUUUUCCUAUGUCUAUCUGGUGCAGGAUAAAAACACCUCGGAAUUGUUCGCCUUGAAGAAAAUACGAUGCCCAUUCGGCCAGGAAUCCGUAUCGCAAGCAUUAAAAGAGGUCGAAGCAUACAGUCUUUUCACUCCGCAUCCCAAUAUCAUUCGCUCUUUUGACCACUGUGUGGUGAACGAAUCCGCGUCCAAGUUCCGAGGUGGUGAUGAUUCAAGCUCAAAAACUGUCUACAUUCUUCUCCCAUACUAUCAGCGAGGCAACCUCCAAGAUGCCAUCAACGCGAAUCUCGUCAAUCAUACCAAAUUUCCCGAGAAGGAAUUGAUGGCGCUCAUGUUGGGUGUCGCCAAAGCUUUGAAGGCUAUGCAUCAAUAUAAAGUAAAGAGCGGGCCUGCAUCUACUCGCCAAGCCAAAAGUGUACGGAGAGAGGGAGAACAAGCGGAUGAAGAGCUAUCAAGGAAGCUCGGAAAGCCAAAGCGACGAAAUACACAUGGAGUGGACGACGAUGUUGAGCAGGAACCAUUGAUGGAUGAUGAAGUGACUCAAAGUCAGGAAGGUGUGGGUGAAGGGGAAUUUCGCCCUUAUGCCCAUCGAGAUAUCAAGCCUGGGAACAUUAUGAUUGACGACGACGGGAUAACGCCAAUUUUGAUGGACCUGGGCUCUUUGGCCCCAAGUCCAAUUGCAAUAACCUCACGCUCCCUAGCCCUGGCGGUACAAGAUACGGCAGCAGAGCACAGCACCAUGCCAUACCGAGCUCCCGAAUUAUUCGACGUGAAAACUGGUUCUAUAAUAGACACCAAGGUUGAUAUUUGGUCGCUUGGGUGUACCCUUUAUGCUUGCUUAGUUGGCAAAAGUCCAUUCGAAGCCCGCAGUGAGGAAACUGGAGGCAGCUUGAGCAUGUGUGUUUUAGGUGGUGAUUGGCGAUUCCCAGAUGAAAACACAAGCAGUGCCAAAGGGAAAGCAAAAUCCAAUACUCCGGCUGCUUCCGGAUCGUCGCAGGCCUCUAACGAGAACGGUAUCAGCGAGCCUGUCAAGGAGAUUGUCAGGAAGUGUUUGCAGGUUGAGCCUGCGGAUCGACCAGAUAUUGAUGAGCUUAUUCAACUCAUUUCAAAAGCGAUCAAAUCGUUACCUGAUGCCGAGUAGAUAUCCUGUUGUCUUUUUAAUUUUGAUGUCCCUCUUGUUCUAUUUUCCUGUGAUAUUACUUGGUCAUUGGCGUUUAUA